Molecule: messenger RNA, 309 nt
Organism: Penicillium arizonense
Lineage: Eukaryota; Fungi; Ascomycota; Eurotiomycetes; Eurotiales; Aspergillaceae
Exons: 4
Coding region: 1-309 (102 amino acids)
Source: RefSeq, a predicted model, not a curated record
AUGUCCUACCAGCAGCCGCAGGGCUACUAUCCUCAGGGCGGACCUCCCCCGCAGGCUUACGGUGCUCCGCAGGGCGGCUACUACCCACAAGGCCCUCCUCAGGGUCCUCCCCCUCAGGGCUACUACCCACCCCAGCCGGAAUACCAGCAGCAGCCCAUGUACCAGCAGCAGGCUCCCCCUCCCCAGGAGAAGAAGUCUGGCGGUGGUGGCUGCCUCGGAUGGUGUCUGGCCACUCUGUGCUGUUGCUUUGUCUGCGAGGAGGGCUGCGAGUGCUGCGCUGAGUGCUGCGAGUGCUGCGAGAUGUGCUAA